AUGGUGCGCCAGAAGCCAGAUUCUCUGGUUACUCGCAUUUUCAAGUCUCGUUAUUUUCCAGAUAAUCACAUUCUGCAAGCUAGUAAAGGGAAUGAUUCUAGUUUUAUAUGGACAGGAAUAUGGGAGGCGAAAGAAAGUCUGAAAGGUGGCUUUAGGUGGGUGUUAGGGGACGGCAAAGAGAUUAAAAUUUUUAAAGACCCAUGGUUACAAGGCAAGGUGGAUUAUCGUGUGGAGGACCAUCAUUUGAAUGUUAUCAGGAAUGAAAAUGUAUGCUGUUACUUCCAUCCUAAUAGCAAAUUCUGGGAUGUGCAUAAGGUGGAGCAUGACUUUCACAAUGAUGACCGCAAAUUAAUUCUUCAAACGAGAAUUCCUCAGAUUGAAGCAAAGGACAGGUUAGCUUGGACGAGCUCGAGUAAAGGCACCUACACUGUUAAAUCAGGUUAUUUAUUCUGGGCAGCUCAACAUAUUAACAAUGAUAAUAACGUUGAGUCUCAAGAGUGUUGGCUGAAAGCUGGCUUAUCUUUUGACAUGCAAAAUGUUGAGUAUGCGUCAAGUUGGUUACUGGAUAUGUUUAGUACGGAAGAUGCGGAAGUUCUCCAGAAGAUGGCUAUUGUGCUUUCAGGGAUUUGGUUUUCGAGAAAUAGAAAAGUUUGGGAGGGGAAGAUCAUUACACCAGCAGUUGCCAUUGAUUUAAGUGGUAAGCAAGUUCGAGAUUGGCAAGAGGCAAAUAGUCGCAGACAUUCAGACAACGAUCACUCAGCUGCUUCAAACGUGGUGAGUCGAGUUGUGUGGCAACCUCCUCCUCCAGGUCAUUUUAAGUUGAAUGUAGACGCGGCUCUGCACAAAGGAGAAGGUCAGUUUGCUUUGGGGCUGAUUUUACGUAAUGAUGCAGGAGUUUUUGUUAAGGGCAAGAAUAUGAAAGUAGCAGGAGAGGUCUCGGUUAUGGAAGCAGAAGCCAGGGGUGUGCUGGAAGCUAUUAAGUGGGUUGAAGAUAGUGGGAUUCAGUGCGUCAUUGUCGAGAGUGAUUCACUACUGGUGGUGCAAGCUUUAAAAUCUACAGAAACAUACCAACUUGAAGUAGGUCAUAUCCUAGAUGAGUGGAAGAUUAAACUCAAGAGCCGAGCUGAUCUAUCAGUUUGCCAUGUUAAAAAACAAGCAAACAGGGCUGCGCACUUGAUGGCGAAAGUCCCAUGUUUGUUAAAUUGUUCCAAUUGUUUUACGUCUCCUCCUGGCUUGUUGGUGGAGAUAUUAUCUGCUGAGUUUGCUGUUUAA
Daucus carota subsp. sativus is the source of this 1272-nucleotide messenger RNA. RefSeq lists its product as uncharacterized. Gene Ontology annotation, molecular function: nucleic acid binding; RNA-DNA hybrid ribonuclease activity. The coding region runs from base 1 to 1272 and encodes 423 amino acids. The record is from RefSeq and is a predicted model, not a curated record. Lineage: Eukaryota; Viridiplantae; Streptophyta; Magnoliopsida; Apiales; Apiaceae. The transcript is spliced from 3 exons.